Messenger RNA from Dermacentor andersoni, 984 nucleotides. NCBI's taxonomy places the organism in Eukaryota, Metazoa, Arthropoda, Arachnida, Ixodida, Ixodidae. The record is from RefSeq and is a predicted model, not a curated record.
UAUGUCUCCCCGGAUUUCGGUGCCAGCGUGGGCCAGCGGCAGCUGGUGUGCCUCGCGCGGGCUCUGCUUCGCGGAACGAAGAUCCUUCUGCUCGACGAGGCCACUUCGCAGAUGGACGGCGACACCGACCAGCUCAUACAGGUGGCCCUGAGGGACGCCUUUGCGCAGUGCACGCUUUUUACCAUCGCACAUCGUCUGCAUACGGUCCUCGACUAUGACAGGAUACUCGUUCUCGAAGACGGCAAAGUCAAAGAGUUCGACGCGGUAUCUAGGCUACUUGCUGAUGAAUCGUCAAUGUUCUUCAAUAUGGCCGCAGAGGCCGGCAUCAAUAGUGUUCGAAAGGACGAACUAAUCAGUACUACUUUGUGAUAAUCUCGUUUUGCAGCCGUUUUUUUUUAUCGCGAACCAUCAUUCCUAUACAACUACACCCUACUGUCUAAUUUAUUUUUAAUUGUUUAUGGGUUCGAAGUUCACCAAGGAAGAGUGGGGCUUUACACUGAAGAGACCUUUUAUGAUCAGGUACUAGGCUAAAAGGUCGUGGCUAAAACAAAAUUGCGGGCACCCUGGAUUUUUGUCCCAUCACAAUAAGCUUUGUAAUCAAAAGUGUGCGAGAUCAACGAACUUCCAUGAAACAGACACACCAGAAAUACCAUUGCUCCUUUUUAUGGCCCAAGAAACAAAAAAAAAGAAGAAAAACAAAGGAACCAAGGGGAAUAGGUUGCUGCACCUUCAUGUACCUGCCAUGUGGUUGAAUAAACUCAAACUCAAAGUCAAGAUGUGAAUUAUGGUAUCAACAGCCUAGCUUGAACAGGUGCUCCGCUGCCAUAAUUUGAAAUCUGAGGCGAAGGAAAACUGACCUGUAUAACUGGGUUACACUUACUAUCAUUUCUGUUUCGUAUCUCUAAAGUAUAUUACAUGUUUGUGUGCAUCGCUUUUACGUGUUUUUACUGUGCCAUUUCCAUAAACAGAGCUGUUGGUACUGUG